Messenger RNA from Medicago truncatula (barrel medic), 1657 nucleotides. Its product is annotated as trihelix transcription factor ASR3. The record is from RefSeq and is a predicted model, not a curated record. NCBI's taxonomy places the organism in Eukaryota, Viridiplantae, Streptophyta, Magnoliopsida, Fabales, Fabaceae. The coding region runs from base 208 to 1233 and encodes 341 amino acids. The transcript has 3 exons.
CAAAAGCCAUUAAGCCAAAAAACAAAAACCCUUUUCUCUAUUAAUCUCCUUCAUUCUUAAGAAGAAAAAAAGUGUUUUAAGAACUAAACCCUUUUUUUUUCUUUUUCAUUCUUUCUAAAACGCCGUUAACGGAGGCACCGUCACAAAACAGUGGAACACGUUCUCGUGCGUGUCACGUGACUUUUCAAAACCCUAAUUUCUCACUUUAUGGCUUUGGAACAACCAAACCCUAAUUCCGAUGAUGGAACUGUUAACGGUAACGGAACACCACCGUCCUCCGCCGUGAACGGUGGCGAGGAUGGAAAACCAACGGCGAGGUUGCCACGUUGGACUAGGCAGGAGAUUUUGGUUUUGAUACAGGGAAAGAGUGAUGCUGAAAGCCGGUUCAAACCGGGUCGGAAUGGGUCUGGGUUUGGUUCGAGUGAACCGAAAUGGGCGUUGGUUUCUUCGUAUUGUAAGAAACACGGUGUGAACCGGGGUCCGAUUCAGUGUAGGAAGCGGUGGAGCAACCUCGCCGGAGAUUAUAAGAAGAUAAAGGAGUGGGAGAGUCAGGUGAGAGAUGAAACGGAGUCGUUUUGGUUGAUGAGGAAUGAUUUGAGGAGAGAGAGGAAAUUGCCUGGGUAUUUUGAUAAGGAGGUUUACGAAAUACUUGAUUCGCCGUCGAUGGCGGUGGCAGCGGCUGCAGCUGUGGCUGCAUCGGUUGUUGUUCCGGUGAAUGUGUCGGUGUCAGUUUCAGAGACGGUUGGUGGGGAUGAGGAGGUUCAUAUUUAUGAUAGUAAUAGGAAAGUGAGUGGUGAAGAUGGGUUGUUUUCUGAUUUUGAGAAGGAUGAGGUUUUGGUGGCUAAUAAGGAUGUUCAUGUUCCUUCACCUGUUCCUAUAUCAGAGAAGCAGUUUCUACCACUCCUCCGUGGCUGCCAAGGAGAAGGCAAUGCUCCAGGUACCAACAAUGAGAAACAACCAGCCUCAAAUCCAGAGACGGGUUCUACAUCCCAAGGGGAACGUAAGAGGAAGCGGUUCGCAACCAAUGGAGACGGCAAUGAAGAGGAGGAAAGUUUGCAUAGUCAAUUAAUUGAUGUGUUGGAGAAAAAUGGGAAAAUGCUAAGUGAACAACUAGAGGCUCAGAACAUCAAUUUUCAAUUGGAUCGGCAGCAGCAGAAUGAAACUGCAAGUAGCAUAGUUGCUGUGCUUGAUAAGCUUGCAAAUGCUCUUGGAAGAAUUGCAGAUAAGCUGUAGUGCAAGAAGGUUCAGAGUAGUAGUGUACAUACCAUUUGGAGUCAACAGUAGCGGGUCCCUGCAUUAUUUUUUGGUCAAAUUUUCCCUUACUUUUAGUAUUAUUAAACUGUUACUGCCAUUAUAGGACUAGGACUAUAUACAACCUUUGGGAGUUGCUGCAUUUAUUCUCUUUUUUAUUGAGGUUUUCAUGAAUCUUUCCCUGGGAAAUAAUAGUGGUUGUACAGAAGAUAUUAUUAAUUAGGUUUUUUUUAUAUUAAUUUCUCUCUACGAGUUUAGGGAAUUUUCAUUAUUGAGUUAGCGUUCGAGGUCCAGUUAGACCCGUUCAACCCGAUGAUAUGUGCCAAACAAACUCAUAUUUUACUUGAACUCAGUUCAAAUCUGAGUCCAUAUGGAAUCAACCUGUUUAAAUUCUGGGGGUGUUUGA